AUGUUCUCCUUCAUCAAACAGAAAAAGAUUAUGGAAGAUCUCUCCACAAUCAAGAAAAAGCAAUUAGUCAAACAUGCCGAUUAUAUCUUGGAAAAGAGAAAUGAAAUUAAGAAAAUACAGGAGAUGGAUGCGAUUGGUAAAGCAACAACUCCGAAGGCUGAAAUUGCUCCAUCAGAACAACAACAGAAGAAACAAACUUCAUCAAAACCAUCAACAAACAAGAAUGACAACACCACAUUUAUAAACAAUAAGAAAAGUGUUAACAAAUCAACAAAUUCCAGAAAUGAAUAUGGAGGAACAUCUUCACAAGUUUUGGUUUCGGAGGAAACACAAGAAAGCUCAGCCACAGAGUCAUCAGCUGUGGAAUUUCCUCAAACUGAAUAUCAAAAUCAUUUGUUUAAAAUAGCUGAAAAAUUCGAAAAAAUUGAUCCAGACCUUUCAAUGUUUUUUAUGAAGAGAUUUUAUGAUGAAAUUAAUAGCUCUGCUAAUUUGGACAAGCACGCAGACAAAUAUAACAAGUGUUGUCUAUUUUGUGGACAUUCAUUUCUGAACAGAAAUGAAGGAUAUCAUCUCAUGAAGCAACCAUCGAACAAAGUUGUAAUUAGAGAUGUCACCAAGGACGACAAGUUGUGUUCACUUAAUUUGAAGAAAUUUUUUGGAUCUAAAAAAGAGCGAGUGAAAUGGUCUCAUAUGGUUCAUUGCCUAUGCACCACGAAAACAGCCUCUAAUAACGUGCUUACCUACCGAUGCAAGAAUUGUCACAAAUACUUAAUUGUUCCAUUUGACAAAGAUGUGGCUCUUCAAGUAUCAAAACCGGAAAACAAACAAGAUGUACAAGCCAAACAAAGAGAACAGCAGAAGAGCCAUGCAACCUCAAGUGAAGGCGUAACAUCUCCACAAGUGAAUAUGACUUCUUCCAGCAACAUCUCAACCCUUCCCUCAUCAACAACAGAUAAACCCUCACCCACAAAACCUCAAAAGAAACAAAAUCAGUCUCAAGUUUCUCAAAGCACCAUACCAAACAAUAGCGAAAACUCAAACGAAAAGAAGAGAAAGAGAGAUAACGUAAAAUCUUUAUCAGAGACAUCUCAAACUUCAAAAAGCAAGGAAACAAUCACUACUCCUAACAAUAAGGAAGCCAAGAAGAAAAAAAAGAAGAAUAUUUCAAGCACGACAUCAGCUAGUGACUUUUUGAAAAUGCUCUAA
This is a messenger RNA of Naegleria fowleri, 1206 nucleotides long. RefSeq lists its product as uncharacterized. The coding region runs from base 1 to 1206 and encodes 401 amino acids. NCBI's taxonomy places the organism in Eukaryota, Heterolobosea, Eutetramitea, Acrasida, Naegleriidae. The record is from RefSeq and is a predicted model, not a curated record. The transcript has a single exon.